Molecule: messenger RNA, 1375 nt
Organism: Daphnia carinata
Lineage: Eukaryota; Metazoa; Arthropoda; Branchiopoda; Diplostraca; Daphniidae
Exons: 2
Coding region: 1-636 (211 amino acids)
Source: RefSeq, a predicted model, not a curated record
AUGAAAGCCGAUGUCGAGGUGACGAAGAAAACAACACGUCGAGGUGCUGUCAAACGUGUCUCCGUUCCGGAGAAGGAAGCGCCGGAAGGCAAAAGGCGUCGUGGUGAAACGAAAGCCAAUAAACACGUUGCUGGAUUGGAUGAUGGAGAAAUGUUACACGAAGGCAACGGACACGCUGUCGACAUCCAUGCCAAUCACGUGCCAGAUGAGCCGGAGGCGAACGAUGGAUCGCGAGUCACAUCCGUCAUAAAUGGACGAUCUACUCGCGCAAAGGGCGCACUCAAAGUUCAUUUUGACGUGGCCGAAACGGCGUAUUCGCCAGUCAGAUCCACCCGUUCGACGCGGAAGACGGCUUCACCGGCCGAGAAGAAAGUCUCUGUCCAGCUGGAACGCGACCCCGACAUUGAGACUGUGGCCGCUACUGCAAAAGAAGAGGAAGAGAAAGCACCGGCCGCCAAACGUUCACGGCAAAAGAAGGGCCCGGCAGUAUCUGCCGCAACAAUGGCGGAUGAACCUCCGGCCGUGCCGGCCACGAAACGGACACGUGGUGGCAAGAAAACAACUAGCGAACCUGAGCUUGUUAAGGAGGAUACCUCAUCGCCACCACCACCACCUCGACGUACUAGAAACAUCUAACAGCAAGACCUAUCAAUGAAUUACCUAUUUUAUUUUUCUUUUGUUUCACGGUAACUCGUGUCCUUAAAAGUCAGCACGACAGGCACAUUGAGAUAAUGGUUAUUGCUACCUUCUUGCUUUUUAAAAAAGGCAUCAAGCCAAACUGCUCAACCAUGCAGUUAGUCUUUUUCCUUUUUUUAAAAUUAGAAUUAAUGAAAUAAAGCAAAGCUUGUCAUUUCAAUCAUUUCAGGAUUGUGGAGACAAACAUUGUGGCUCCAGCGGUUUCCUUAGUUAGGCAAGUCGUUUAAUAAUGCUUGGUGUUACAACUAUUUUUUAAAUUAUUUUUAACUAAAAUUUUUUCAUUCACGACAUUUGCAGGUUCUGAGUAGUGAGAAACGAUUGUUGCUGAUGUAGAGUUUUGUAACGGUGGACCCCACAGUCUAUGACAGAAACAAGUAGGACAGAAAAUUCUAUCUUCAUCACUAACAAAAGAAAAAGGGAGGUUUGCAUUUUAAGGAGCAGUAUAUAUUGGCAGCCAUGUAGCUUUGUAGUUGCUUCGAAGAAUUGUUUUCCUUGUCUGGUGAUUGGUUAAUUGAAAUAGGCACACGAUAACGCACAAUCGAUGCCCUUGUCUCAGUGGAGAAUUUUUUCCGUGAAACAUGGCCGAAAUAGCGUGCAGCUGUUCAAGAAAGAAAAUUGUAUUGUCAGACAGACUUAAUGUUUAGCUUGAAAUCCAGACAUGUGUGAAGUUGCAAAAUUU